Molecule: messenger RNA, 412 nt
Organism: Solanum verrucosum
Lineage: Eukaryota; Viridiplantae; Streptophyta; Magnoliopsida; Solanales; Solanaceae
Product: cell division cycle protein 27 homolog B-like
Exons: 4
Coding region: 50-412 (120 amino acids)
Molecular function (GO): protein binding
Source: RefSeq, a predicted model, not a curated record
CCUCUCCCUAUCUAACCUCGGCUUUCUUUGAAUUCGAGUUCAAGCAUCAAUGGAAACCCUACUAACUGAGUCUGUGCAAAACAGCCUUGGCCAUUUUAUGUACCACAACGCCAUUUUCAUGUGUGAACGACUCUGUGCCGAGUUCCCCUCUAAGACAAAUAUGCAACUUUUAGCUGGCUGCUACCUGCACAACCAACAGGCUUAUGCUGCAUAUCAUCUUCUCAAGGGGACAAGUAUGGCUCAAUCCCGCUACUUGUUUGCACUAUCAUGCUUUCAGAUGGAUCUUCUCACUGAAGCUGAGACAACACUUUGCCCUCCUAAUGAGCCAACUGCAGAGGUUCCAAAUGGUGCAGCUGGGCAUUACCUUCUUGGUCUUAUUUACAGGUUCAUAUUUUAUAUAUUAUUUAUUUAA